Molecule: messenger RNA, 485 nt
Organism: Pogoniulus pusillus (Red-fronted tinkerbird)
Lineage: Eukaryota; Metazoa; Chordata; Aves; Piciformes; Lybiidae
Product: cytochrome c oxidase subunit 6C
Exons: 4
Coding region: 113-346 (77 amino acids)
Source: RefSeq, a predicted model, not a curated record
CGCGUCGCUUGCCGUACGCGGCUGCCCUGCCGCGCAUGCGCAGUGCCGCAGGGGCGCCGGCAGGCUGGGCGGGAGGACGCCGCUGGGGCCGCGCUGAGGAAACACAGUCACCAUGUCAGCUGCACUGCUGCCUAAGCCGCAGAUGCGGCGCCUGCUGGCCCGGCGGAUGAAGCUUCACCUCUUUGGGGCCUUUUUUGUGUCUGUGGGAUGUGCAGCUUUAUACAAGUUUGGAGUUGCUGAGCCCAGGAAACGAGCUUAUGCAGAGUUCUAUAAAAACUAUGAUGCCAUGAAGGACUUUGAAGCCAUGAGAGCAGCUGGUGUGUUUGAGUCUGCACCACCCAAAUGAUGGCAACAGCAGUCACAGAUCCCCUGCAGUCUAAGGAGACUUGAAGAGUGAGCCUUACCUGCUGACAGUUGUGAAGUGUGAUGCAUUCGGUGCAUGGCACACCCCAGUGUCAAUAAAUAAAACACUGCACCAGUGACAA